AUGGCCGAUAUGCACUAUAGUUCCGAGUAUCUGAGCAAAAGCCGUGAGAGGGAAUUGGACGACCUGAUUGAGCAGGGUGUCUUUAAGCCGUUGUUCCUAUAUCAGGUUGUGAUGCUCACCAUUUUGCCUCUGAUAGGGCUAGUGAUUCCUCGCAGCAAGGGCGGACAAUAUGUUCGGAAAGGCCUCUUCGUCGUCUUUCUUGCCACUGCAAUGGAGAUUUGGAUGAACCGUCGGGCUACCACUGGAGGAAAUGGCUACAUGGUUGGCCUGAUGACUGCCUGGUGGCUAGUAUGGAAUGCCACGUUGUUUGUGUUUACAGAUAUUGAGCAUGACUUCAGGCGCAUUGAGCGCAAACCUCUUGAUGUACGACCUCAAGGUGGCGCCAAGAUGAAAAACAAUGCUGUCGAAAAGUCACUCCAAUCGAGUAAUCCAACAUGCCAAGGCAGCAGCGACAAGCUUGUUUGGCAGCCAUAUCCCGCAGAAUUCUCGCAUCGUCUUGAUUGGUGCGCCGGUCUAUUCUUCAAUAUGAGAGGACCGGAAUGGAACUGGAGGGCUCCUCAUUUGGGCCCUCUUCCAAAGCCAAUCCAUGCUCAAUUGCAUUCAGGAUUCACCGAGAAAAUCGAAGCACAGGAGCCUUCAUCCUAUCCCAGUGGCAGGGACCGACUGCGGGCAGCCUUUCGGACAUUUUUCAUUUGUUAUCUUGGGCUGGAUAUCCUCAAAGUCAUAGUCCUUAUGCCAGACCCCUUCUUUCGAGGCCUAGCCUCAGCUGAUUCAUCGUCACCAUUCCCAUUCUUCCUGGCAGAUAUCAGCGUCCACCCAGUCUUGGCUCAAUUGUGUCACAACAUUUACUCUGCCCUGGGUGUGUACGUCGCCUUCGAGUGUGUGACAUCACUCAAUCCAAUCUUCUUCCUUGGACUGUCUCUCGCAUUCCCGAAUGGAGCCAAGAAGCUAACCGCGGCUCCGCUCGGUGCUCCAUGGCUGUACUCCAGUACAUUCGGGCCAUUCCUUAUACCAAUCCUCGACCAUGGAUUAGCGGGCUGCUGGGGGCGUUGGUGGCACCAGGUAUUCAGACAUGGGUUCAUGGUCUCCGCACGCUGGAUCUUAUCCUUACUCCCCGUCGGCUUGGCUUCCAAUCGGCAAGUCCGUCGCAUCACGUACCUGAUGGUCGCUUUCUGUCUCAGCGGAUUCGUGCAUGCAUGUGGAAGCCUGACACAGAUUGCUGAGACACGCCCUGUGUCUGGCACAUUCCUUUUCUUUGCUGUACAGGGUGUGGCAAUCAUGGCGGAGCAGGUGUUCAAGACGUCGAUCUUCCCCAAAUUACCGCUCGCGGGUACGCCGAGAUGGCUACGACGAACGGCCAUCUUCGUAUUUGUGUUCUCUUGGCUGAUGGCCUCGGGUGGCCUUAUUGCGGAUGACUUUUCGAAGGGAGGACUGUGGCUCAUGGAGCCCGUUCCAUUCAGCCCACUUCGUGGGUUGGGAUUGGGGUUGCAGGGCCAAAGGUGGGUGUGCUGGAAGGAACCCUGGUUCAAAUACUGGAGUGAUGGUACAUAUUGGGGGAGCGGCAUACGAGUGUUAUAG
This is a messenger RNA of Penicillium bovifimosum, 1578 nucleotides long. RefSeq names its product wax synthase family protein. The record is from RefSeq and is a predicted model, not a curated record. Gene Ontology annotation, biological process: lipid metabolic process. Lineage: Eukaryota; Fungi; Ascomycota; Eurotiomycetes; Eurotiales; Aspergillaceae. The transcript has a single exon. Bases 1 to 1578 code for a protein of 525 amino acids.